Messenger RNA from Phytomonas sp. Hart1, 756 nucleotides. The record is from the annotation of a GenBank genome assembly. Lineage: Eukaryota; Euglenozoa; Kinetoplastea; Trypanosomatida; Trypanosomatidae.
UACAUGCGCUAUUCUUCAUAAUAAAUAAAUAUAUAUAUAUAUAUUCUUACUGUUUAAUAUCGAGAAAAAAAAGAGUGAAGGGGAGGAAAAGGUGGAGGACGAAUGCGCCGUGCGUGGGGUGAGGUUCCGUACGCAAGGUGUACUCACCUUUCGCGAUGUAUGGCAACCAUAGCCAUGGGUCCCUCGGGCGCACCAAACGAAGAAAUUCAAAAAGACGACACCCCUCACGACUACCUCACAUCGGGUUUUCCAAAAGAUCUGGACUCGCAGGCCCAUCAGGCCUCGCGAACGGCAAUAAUUGAGGAGAUCCUCUGCUACGAUAAAGAGGUCUUCAACCUCAAGCGCCAACAUGAGCUCAGUAUGCUCCGCGUCGAGAAUAACCAACGGCGGAUUUUGAAAGAUCAAGAAGACCGCGGCCUCUACUACGAACAAAACUGUAAUGUGCACACCUUCGAGACGGUAUCGAGUGGGUUGCAUUCACAGCGUAGUACACUAUACCACACGAUGGGCGUGGAGCGGUUGCGUAAUUUUAAGCUCCUGCUGAUCAUCUUGACGACUAUUAUGACGUGUUUCUAUCUUUACUUUCGCUAUAUGGUAAAUCCGAAAUGGGAGUAUGUGGAGAGGCCGGUGAAGGUGCUUGGGAGCCGUGUGCAAACGGUGCGCGAAAUUCGCUGGAAUCGCAUGACAGAUGAAGAUAAAAUUCAGGAGCUUGAAGAUAAAAGAAAGUUUUUAACGCCUUCUACUGAGAAGAAAUAA